Neogale vison (American mink) is the source of this 2701-nucleotide messenger RNA. RefSeq names its product BAALC binder of MAP3K1 and KLF4 (gene BAALC). Lineage: Eukaryota; Metazoa; Chordata; Mammalia; Carnivora; Mustelidae. Gene Ontology annotation, cellular component: cytoplasm. The record is from RefSeq and is a predicted model, not a curated record. The transcript is spliced from 3 exons. The coding region runs from base 33 to 470 and encodes 145 amino acids.
AGGGCCGCCGGGCGCGCCCGCAGCGCAGGAGGAUGGGCUGUGGCGGGAGCCGGGCCGAUGCCAUCGAGCCCCGCUACUACGAGAGCUGGACCCGGGAGACCGAGUCCACCUGGCUCACCUACACCGACUCGGACGCGCCGCCCAGCGCCGCGGCCACCGACAGCGGCCCCGAGGCGGGCGGCCUGCACGCGGGUGCGCUGGAAGAUGGACUGUCCUCCAAUGGUGUGCCCCGAUCUACAGCCCCAGGUGGACCCUCCAACCCAGACAAGAAGAUGAGCAGUGGGACCCAGUGCCCGAAUCCCCAGAGCCUCAACUCAGGCCCUCUGACCCAGAAACAGAAUGGCCUCCGGACUACGGAGGCUAAAAGAGACGCUAAGCGAAUGUCUGCAAAAGAAGUCACCAUUAACGUUCCAGACAGCAUCCGACAGGUGGACAGAAACCGAAGAAUGGCGAAGAACUGCGUUAACUAGCAGGGCAGACGGACUUCUCUGUGCCCUCCACGUGUUGGACCCCACCAAGGAGACUCGAAGAAGUGGGUGGCCCUUGCUGGAUGUGAAGAACACUGCUGCCUUGAGAGACUGUACUUGGCAGCCCAGUGGCUGCCUGGGCUUUGGGGACGUUCCCAGCCUCCCACUUACUGCAUAGCUGUAUCGGCACAGGACUUGCAUAGGGUACCAAGCUGCAAACGUGCAGUUUGCCUCUUUGCAGCUCCUGCAGUGUGGUUUGCUGUAAAAGUGGUGAGUGAAGCCACAGGGGGGCGGCUGAAACAAAGUAGGAAUAGGUUCCCUGGUGAGAGAUGCUCCCGUGGUUUCUAAGCGCUUCUGCCCAGGGUCAUGUGCACUGUUUCGGGUCAGCUUAUUCUUCCGUUCUUUCUUCCUUUCUGAAUACUGCCAUCAGAGUACUGAAUACUGCGUUCACUUAAGAGUUGUCUUUCACUUGACUACAAAUCCAAAUAUAGGAGAAAUCGAGACACAGGAAGACUCCCAGAUCUUCUUGUUUCCUUAGCUCAGUAGGAGACAGAUGCAGAUCCCGUAUCACACCAGCUAACCCCCCCCAACACCCGCAGUGUGUUUUGGGAGCUCUCUUCACGAGGCAGUCGCACUCAUUCCUCAUCAGCCUUCCAUGCCCCCCAUCCCAGUGUCCACAUCAGCCUCCAUACCGCAGUAUCGCUGUCACCAUGGUCGACGCAUCCAACCUAGGACGCCCCAAGGGCUCAGCCACACACUGCAUGUGCGGAGUUUUCCAGGUCACUCUGUGCUCUUCCGGGUUUCUUCUCUCCCGGUGUGUCAUUUGCAACUGUUGAUCAAAGCGCGGACACAGCUCACAAGAAGAAGAUGACCCAGAACCCAGCAGCAGCACUCACGGCUUCACUCUGGCCUCUCAGACACGGCAUCAGGACGUGCCACCUGCUGUCUGCAAAGGAGUCGCCUUAGAAAGCCCAGCCCUGGUUGCUGUACCUUCGCGUUGCCAUGAGACUGAUGCACGCCAUGUUAAUCAGAGGCGGGAAAAAAAUAUCUUGAUAGAUUAAAGUUAUCUAACAUUUCUUUAAACAUGUUAAGGUGGAACUAUCUUCCUCCAGAUUAACGGAACAUGAUUUUUAAAGGACUGUUAACACACCUGGAUUGGGAAAAGUAGGACUAAAGGUGUAUCAGACGAUACCAAUAAACUCCCUGUUGAGCAGAAAGAGGUAGCCUGAUGGUGUGUGUUUAUAUAAUAUGGCCCAGAGAAUUGACAUGCCUAGAUUAAAAUUUAGAAACUCGGCCUCAUUUCUUGCCAAUUUGGUUAUAACUCAAACACGAGCACAUGGUACCCCUCCCUCCCUCCCCCCUUCCUUCCUUCCGUAGACUGUGCAUUUAUUCAUUUAACAUUAAAUACCAAACCUGCACCAGGCACCUUGCUGAUGCUGAGAUUUGCAGUCUGGCUGGUCACGCUGGUACAUCCUGAAUCUAACAGCGGACUUAAUAACUAGGGUGUGACCUUCAACCCUAAGGUAUAAUUGUGAAUCGUUGCACAGUGGAACUCACUUUUACAUUCAGAAUAGGUUUCACUCUUAAACCCUGGAUCUGGGUGUUCUCCUGAUCACUGCACAAGCCUUUACCCUAUGCAAAACUAGUUUUUCCCCAAACCUCUGCCAUUUUGUGGUUCUUUGAGAAAGGGCUUUUAGGGAACUUCAUGUUCUGAAAAUGAAAAAAUAAUGAUAAAAUAAAAGCAAAACCUGUGAAUCCUGUGGCCCCACUGGCCUCACUCCGCAGGAGCCCCCAACUGCCCAAGGUUGGAAUUGAUCCUGCAAGUUCAAGGGCUCAUUCUCGCAGGGCAUGCGUGUUGUUUUUGUGUGGGGUGUUCCUGCCCCCGUCAUGUGCUGUCAGUCAUGGACGACACCAUUUUCUCUUCACAUCCUUGUUUUUGCAUCACUGAACUGCGGCAAGUCGCUUGGAAUUUAACUCGAGAGGGUGUCUCUGUUUCAUAUAGGAAUAAGGUCUCACUCCUGGGGGAGAAGGGAAUGAAGGGCAGGUAGAAGCUGCCCCUCCCUGGAACAAUCUGGAUCUCACAAAGAUAGUGACCAGAAGUUCAACCACGCUGCUGCAAGUUCACCAGGCAACUUUUUCAUGUGUGUAUGAUACAAGAACUGAUUCUCACGAUCCUAUUAACCUCACACUUUCUAUUGCCAAGUUUGUGUCAAUAAAGUCAUCAAUUUCAAACA